Messenger RNA from Hemibagrus wyckioides, 1385 nucleotides. RefSeq names its product galectin-9-like. Gene Ontology annotation, biological process: positive regulation of gene expression; negative regulation of type II interferon production; negative regulation of CD4-positive, alpha-beta T cell proliferation. Gene Ontology annotation, cellular component: cytosol; nucleus. NCBI's taxonomy places the organism in Eukaryota, Metazoa, Chordata, Actinopteri, Siluriformes, Bagridae. The record is from RefSeq and is a predicted model, not a curated record. The transcript has 10 exons. Gene Ontology annotation, molecular function: galactoside binding; carbohydrate binding. Bases 152 to 1087 code for a protein of 311 amino acids.
UUCCUGAAAAAUUACCAAGAGCUGUUCAGAAGAUAGGCUGCGAGUCAGAGGAGACUGCAUUCAUCAGAUAAUAAUAAAACAAACAAACAAAACAAAAAUCCACAACAGUAAUCAAUCGGACUGCAUCUGUAUUAUAAACGAAAUCGGGAAAAUGGCGUACUACCAGCAACAGCCAUUUUACAACCCAAGAAUCCCAUUUACUGGCUCUAUUCAAGGAGGCUUGAGGGAUGGCAAGAGUAUCAUUGUAUGUGGACGGGUCUUACCAGGAGCCAACAGAUUUCAUGUGAAUCUCCAGUGUGGUUCGAGACCCAAUGCUAAUAUUGCCCUGCACGUUAACCCACGUUAUGACGCCAGUUCAGGAUACAUUGUAACUAACACCAAGCAGAAUAACUCCUGGGGUGCAGAGGAUCGUAUAUACCAGGCUCUCUUCCCCGUGGGAAACCCUUUCAAUCUGCAGAUUCUGGUGACAAGCCAAUCAUACAAGAUAAGUGUCAAUGGCAUUCAUGUCAAGGAUUACAUGCACCGUAUCCCAUUCAACAUGGUGGACACUAUUGUAGUGGAUGGGAUGGUGGAAGUUAAUACCAUCAAUUUCCAGGAUCCUGUGGGUUUCAUACCUGCCCAAGCUGGAUUCCAGACACAGUUUGCUUAUCCUCCUGGAUAUGGUGCCCCUGCAUUUUCUGCUCCAGCAAGCUAUAGUGUGCCAUACAAAGCCAUCAUCAAUGGUGGAAUUCAACCUGGCAAGAACAUUUCCAUCCAAGGUGUAGUUAAUCCUCAAGCUUCCAGAUUUUCCAUUAACCUGCUUUACCGAAAUGGGAUUGCAUUUCAUUUCAAUCCUCGCUUUGAUGAGAAUGUGGUUGUGCGCAAUACCAAAACAAUGGAGGCAUGGGGCUCAGAGGAGCGCUUCGGAGGAAUGCCAUUUCACAAGGGACAAAACUUCCAGAUUAUCAUCUCCUGCAAUCCCCAUCAUUACAAUGUGUUUGUCAAUGGGAACCAAAUGUGUACCUACAACCACCGCUUCACCAGGCUGGGAGAGAUUGAUGUUUUGGAGGUGACUGGAGACCUGAGCUUGACUGCUAUAAAUGUUUAGUCUUUUUUUUUUUACCAUCUCUAAGUGUACCGUUACAUUUUUUAAAAUAAACUAACUGGUCAGUAAAUCCUGUGAUUAUUAAGUAAAUAAAAGCAAAUAAAUCUUACAUUGCUCAAAUAUAAUCUUUUUUAUUACAAUUAUAUAAACAGAAUGAAUGAAAUAUAGUCAUAUAGUCAAAGAAUCAGUUUUUACUGUGAAUCUUUUUUAAUUACAUCUGUUUUGUACCUGAAAUGUAUCAAAUGAUAUCUUGGUAUUUACCUUUAACCCAAGCAAUAAAGCAGUGUCAUCUGGUACUAUA